AUGCUGUCUUCACCCCCCCAGUCACUUCCUCAGAGAUAGAGAGACACACAGAAGGAGUGGAAGAGAGAGAAAGAAAGAAGGAAGCCAUUUUGGUUCCUCGGUGGCAUGUUCGCUUUCGUCUCUCUGCCGUCUUUAUGCAGAAAGUGUUGAGCUGAUUUGAGGAAGUCAAACUUUUUGAAGACGGUUGGCAGUUAUUUUAUUUUCUGCGUCUUUAUUAGAAGUUUGGUUUGUGCGUUUUGGCAGGAAGGAGCGAAGAACGAGGCCCGUCUGUCAGUCGGAGACAGUCGGACGUCCACUGUACGAAGAAGAAGACGGACAUCAAAUCUGCGAAGAAAAAGUUGAAAGUCUCACUCCGAUGGUGUUCUUCUCUCAUUAGAACAGAAGUCUUCAUUUCGACACCAGCUGGACGGACGUCUUGUCUUCGAGAAGUGAGGUGGACGCAGGAUGAGCUCUGACCGAGUGCCGUCCAGGUCGGUGGUGAUGGGCUGGAGCCCACAGCAGCUGGCGGACUAUCUGAAGAGGAUGAGUCUCUCCGGCUGUGAUAAAGUUGUGUUGAAGAACUCCAUCAGCGGCUCCAGAUUUGUGAAUCUGACGGACAACGACCUCCAGAAGUUCCCAAAGCUUCACGCUCCGCUGAUCUCCAAGAUCAGCACUGAAAUCAGCAAGAAGGAGGAGAGACGAGGCCUCUUCAGUAAAAAAACGACUCCCAAGUAUCACGAACCAGACGCGGCUGCUGACGUCCAGGGUUGGGCUGAAGAUGAGUUCGACGAUGAAGAAUUUGAUGAUGACUAUGAGAGUCCGUACAGUGGUGAUGAGGACGGCAGCGGGGGAGACUACGAGUCCCCCAAUGAUGACCUAGACGGGGCCAACGAUUAUGAACCUCCUCCCUCUGAACCUCCAGAGGACCUGGGUCACAAGCUGUGCCCCACCCUGCCCAUUGGAGACAGUGAUUACAUAGAUAACAGGGAUAAUCAUGUGUCAUCCCGAGGCCUCCCCCCUGCUGUGUGUCCCCGCCCCCCAGCAUCCACGCUGUCUGUCCCGUCUCCUCGGAUGGCCGGAGAGUCGUCCUCCAGAAGAGACCACUCCCCUCACUGUGCAGGACGGCCAUCAGGAAAAGUUACUCCGGAGCCGCCGCAGAUCUUUCGUGGCAACAAACCGGGCCGAGAUUCAGGAUCCAACUCGUCCCCCAUCAGAGGACCUCAUCGCAACACAGUGGACAGGCCGGGCACACAUCCUUGGAGGCCUCAGCCGGACGUCCCUGAUCCUCCCACCUGGUCCAAACCUCCUGUUCUUCCUCCAACCUCCACCUCCAUCAGCAGGAGCAACUCCUCAGCCAGACCUCCUCCCGGCAGGUUCGAUGUGAGGAGGGAGCAAACACACGAUGAAGCUCCUAAACACAACACCUUCCCCCUUCACAAUAAAAGUCUGCCCCCCCGCCCUGGACUUCCUGGCCCCCCACGUCAUGGAGACAGUCUGCCUCUCAGUGUUCCCUCUGCAGGAUCUCUGCCUCACAAACUGCACUCCGCAAUGGCUGAACAAAGAGGCAGUUUCGGAGGAUCAGACCGGCAGUCGUUUCGUCCUCCUCCAUCCACAACAGCACGCAAUCAGGAGCUGGAUCCUAGCUGGUAUGUGGGUAAAGUGACCAGAGGUCAGGCAGAAGGAUGUCUCAAACAAGUCUGCAAGGACGGGGCGUACCUGGUGAGGGACAGCACCCGGCAGCUGGCCAAUCAGCCCUUCACCCUGAUGGUCUACUACCAGGACAAAGUCUACAACAUCCAGAUCAGACAGCAGAACCAGCAGUUCCUGCUGGGAACCGGACUCAAAGUCCAGGAGUCUUUCCCAUCAGUGAGCGGCAUCAUCACCCAUUACUCCCAGUCUCCUCUGCUCCUCAUCGAUGCUAAGAACCGCGGCUCCGGCCAGCAGAACCAGUGCCUGCUCUCUGACCCGGCCGGAUACUACAUGACCGGACAGAACUAGCCCUGACGGGCAAACCGUGCCAGACCGGAUUGAACCGGAUUAGUCAAACUAAGCCAGAGGGAGACCCAGCAGCCAGAAUCCAGAUUGAUUGGCAGGUGUGGCCAACAGUUCACGUUAACUGGGAGAUUUUCUUCCUCUGUGGUGAAAAUUGUCAGAUUUUUGCACACGUUGCUUCCUUUGCUUUCGUUUUUUAAUUUGGAUUUCUGUCUGACGCUCCGUCCAGCGUGAUGUUGGACUGACGCUGUUUUCCUGUUGUAUCUCAUUAAGUUUAUCCUCCGUUCAAACGAUGUGUUCAGCUGAGCUAAAUAAAGGCGCGUUUCAUGAUUGUGUUUACGA
Chelmon rostratus (copperband butterflyfish) is the source of this 2313-nucleotide messenger RNA. RefSeq names its product lymphocyte cytosolic protein 2a (gene lcp2a). The record is from RefSeq and is a predicted model, not a curated record. Gene Ontology annotation, biological process: cell surface receptor protein tyrosine kinase signaling pathway; intracellular signal transduction. Lineage: Eukaryota; Metazoa; Chordata; Actinopteri; Chaetodontiformes; Chaetodontidae. The transcript has 21 exons. Gene Ontology annotation, molecular function: protein binding. Bases 445 to 1977 code for a protein of 510 amino acids.